This is a messenger RNA of Drosophila bipectinata, 5729 nucleotides long. RefSeq names its product Rad, Gem/Kir family member 1 (gene Rgk1). NCBI's taxonomy places the organism in Eukaryota, Metazoa, Arthropoda, Insecta, Diptera, Drosophilidae. The record is from RefSeq and is a predicted model, not a curated record. Gene Ontology annotation, cellular component: plasma membrane. Gene Ontology annotation, molecular function: GTPase activity; calcium channel regulator activity; GTP binding.
AAAGGCAACUCCAGGUUAAGUUUGUUGGAAAGUUUAGUCUGCAUGACUGCCGAUCCCAUAUCCUUGUGCUUUUGGAUUUGUUUGCAGCCCGAUCGCUAUGUCCCCGGCUCCCCCAUCUUCCGCGACGCCAGCAGCCCAACGCCCCACUCCGCCCUCGAGGGGCCUAUAACAUCGCCGCCCACCGCCUCCGCCUCGUCUGCCAACGUCUCCUCCCCAGGCUCCACAACAUCGGGAGCAGGUCCUGGGACAGGUACAGGAUUGUCCAGAAAUCGAGGAGCCAGAGCCAUGACGGCAUCCUUGGCUCACGCUCCACAAGGUAACCACAACUCAAGCAGCAGCCACUCCACUUCCGCCAAGUCAAAGCCUCCUGCUGGCUACAUGAGCACCCGCUCGGCAGCGAUGAUGGCUCUGGCUCUGGGCCAGUCCCCCAGCGACAAGUCGCCAUCAGCCCCGCGAGCCAACUCUCCAGCCCCGCCGUCCAAGCCGCAUGCCCAGAUACAGCCACAGAGCCAUAGCCAAUCGCCUCGUCCCAGUGCCAGAAGGAUCUCCAAUGCCUCGCCUCCGGUAAACGCCUCCAGAUCGAAGCCCUCAACGCCGACGGCCACCCGAGCAGCUGCCCAGUUAAACGGCAGCGGCAUCUUCUCCGGCGGCAGCAACUCCAGCGGCUCGGACAACGAUGGAUUCAGUACGUCCGGGUCAUCGGCGGCCACGGCUCUGCGAAGACUAUACUUCAAGAGCGGGCGCAGCAUCAAGAACAAGAUCAACGCCUCCACUUCCUCAGGCACGCCCCUGAACGGUCUGCCCCUUAAUCCGGUCUCCAGCGCCUAUCACAACUCGGUGGGCGGACCCAUGCAUAAUAUGACCACGGCGGGUGGAGUGCCCAAGCUGGUGGUCAUGGGCACCUCUUCGGCCUCCAUUCCGGACACAACCAUCAAUACAUCCACGGACUCGGCCUGCACGCUCAUCACGAAUGUGACCCACACGGACACGUCGGAGACGUGCGACUCCCUGGACCUGGGCGACAACUCGGGUCCAAGCGAGCCGCUGUUCAGCUCCCUGGAGGAGCCCCUGCUCACCGCCGUCCACAUCGAUUCGGAGCACGAGGACAGGGCGACGGGCGUCAAUGGACGUGGUGGAGGUGGUGCCACUGAGCUGGAACUAACGAGCUGCUCGAGGUAUCCGCCCAGGCCGGACAUGAAUCUGCAGGACAGCACCGAGAGCCAGGAAUCCUGUUUAUCCAUCCUGACCGGAGAACCCACUUCGACUACACCACUAUUAUCCUCGCAAAGGCGCCACCCAGCAGGCAGUCACUCGCCCGGAAGCCAACAGCGGGAAAGGCAACGGGAAAGAGAGCCCAGCACGGCACCUCCGCCAACCACCCGGGGGCGGGAGCACUUCACCUUUGACCCUCCGCAAUCGCCCAAGUCGGCGCGCAGCAGCGAAAAGUCCGCCAGUCACUUCUCCUUCAAGAGCUAUGCUAAUGAAGGGGGUCCUGGCGCUGGAGCAGGACUAGGAGCAGUUACUGGGACAGGAGGGGGAGGAAUUGGAGCCGGGGUUGGGGGUACCCCCAGCACAGUAGCCGCCAGCGAGGGCGACGAGGAGGAUGACGAACGCAGCGGCGAUAGCGUCGGCAAUCGCAGCAAAAAGUUACGUCCACGGGAUCGGGACCGGGACCCCAAUCACAUCUCGCCCAGUGUGUCGCCGUCGCACAGCCGUCGGGCUAGUCCCAAGCGGGAAAAGCGACGGACCACGCCCACCGCCUCCACGGGCGCCAUAGCCAAGGUCAGUUCGGCGCCGCCCACCAUGAAGGAGGGAAACUUCUUCGGCAGCUCCAUGAAACAAAAGCAACGGCAGAGCAAUCAAAAUGUUCCACCCCACCAGCUGUCGCCGUCAUCGACCUCGCAGCAGCAGCAGCGGAAGUACUCGUCCAGUUCCUCCAGCGGCAGCAGCGAAAGGUGCCUCAAGGAGGCCAUCGGUCCCGGCACCAUGUUCCCGUUCGAUCGGGAAGCCCUGGAUUACGAGCGGAUCCAGAGGGAGUGCUUUGCACCCAGCUCCACCACCACGGCAAGCAACAGCAGUGACUCCGAUGAGGCGGAGAACUGUUCGGUGUACGAGCGCAAGUCCGGGGCUGACAUCUUCCAGCAGUAUUCCCGACUCAGUCACCAGGAGCAGGCGCUGCAGCAGCACUAUCAGGACCAGCAACGGGACUGGGAACGGGAUCGUCCGCCAUCGCGCAAAAACUCCAAACGCAUCCGACCGGACUCUGUGAUCCACACGACGAUUCGGGAGAACCAGCAGUAUGUGCCGCAGUCGGACGCCUUCUAUCCCCAGGCCAAGUCCUCCUCCUCGCCCAGCGACCACUCCUACGCCGAGCUCAACAAGUUCGACGACAUUGCCAGCAAGUUCGAGCAGAUUCCUCCCAAGCACGGCUCUGGCUCUGCUUCCGGUUCGCGGUCGGGUUCCAUGCUGAACCUGCAUCACAUGAUGCCCAGUCCGGGCAGCGAAUCCGCCGUAAGUCCCACGGAUUCGGCCAGCAGACGUUCUUUUAAGAACAAGCAGCGCAACAAGGAGGAGCACUUCUACAUCCAAACGGAGGAUCGUACUGGUGGCAGUGGACCAAUUAAUGUGACUCCCAAUCCCCUCGAAGCAGCCGCUGUUUGCAAACAGCCACGAGCUACUAUUGUAGUCCAGCAACCAUCUCUGAGUCUGGACAACACGGUGGAGACGCUGCUGAUCAAGAACGAGGGCGACUUCAUCAGCGUGGAGCAGGGCAAGGAACUGGUGGCCAGAAAACGGAACUCUCAGCAACUUUCACAUCCGCCGUCCCAUCUGCAUCACCUUCCGCACCACGGCCACAACCAGUAUCAGCAUCCGCACCAUCAGCAGCAGCACAAGCGGGACGAGAACAUGCGCCAGCUGCUGGAUGUAACCAACACGCUCACCAUCGAGGAGCUGCGGGACUUUGAGAUGCGUUACGGCUCACCCCAUCACAGCCGCUCCCAGUCGGUGAAGAUGCCCGGAAGCAGAGCUUCUGGAAGACCGAAUCAGUUGUGCCUGCCCCAACAGAGAUCCAGAGUGGCAUCCAUGCCGAACACCGGAGUGGAGGAGGAGUACUACAGGCUGAGGCACUUUUCGAUCACCGGCAAGGGCGUGGUCAAUCGCGGCGACUCACUAAAGAGCCGUCGCAGUCGUUCCAACAACAGCGUGGCCAGUUCGAAUUCCAGCACCGAGCACCUGACCGCCCAGCAACAGCUAUCCGCCCCCACAUCCACCUCCGCACGUACUUCGCUGGCAUCCAGCCGGGAAAGCAGCACCUCGAAUCCGGGCAAUGGACCAUACAGGGUCCUGAUGCUGGGCGGCCCGGCGGUGGGAAAGAGUUCCCUGGUGUCGCAGUUUAUGACAUCGGAGUACCUGCAUGCUUAUGACACGAGCAUUGAUGAUGAGUCCGGCGAGAAGGCCGUUUCAGUAUUACUCAGUGGCGAGGAGUCCGAGCUGAUAUUCAUCGACCAUGGAUACACCGAAAUGACGCCCGAUGAGUGCCUGACCAACUACGAUCCGCACGGAUACUGCGUCAUCUAUUCGGCGGCGGACAGGAGCAGCUUCAGCGUGGCGGAGCAGGUACUGCAGGUGCUCUGGACCAAUCAGAACAUCGCCCAGAAGGCGGUCAUCCUGGUAUCCAACAAAGCGGACCUGGCCAGGAGUCGCCUGGUCACCUCUGAAGAGGGCAAGGCCAUGGCCACCGCCUACGAUUGUAAAUUCAUCGAAACCUCGGUGGGCAUCAAUCACAACGUGGACGAGCUUCUGGUGGGUCUGCUAUCUCAGAUACGGCUCAAGCUGGAGAAUCCUGAAAAGUCCAGGGAUCUGUUCCGGAAGCGUUCGAUUAGAAAGUCAAAGCGCCGGGCUUGUUCGCCACUGAAUGCCGGCUGCUUGAAUGCCAACACCCCGCUGGGUCCUUUGGGGGAGGCGGUGGGCACGCCCCCAGGCAGUGCGCAAAGCAGCCCCCGCAAAUAUCGUGGCUCACGAACCUCCACUAGUCUGAAGGUGAAGGGUCUGCUGGGACGCGUCUGGACGCGGGAUUCCAAGUCGAAGAGUUGCGAGAAUCUGCAUGUGCUCUAAAAUCGGAACAAAAAACAAGAAAUACAAACCAGAAUCCGCCACCCACAACAUAUAUAUUUCCUAUAGAGUACGCCAGAUCCUAGACCUAAGUUAUAAAACAGACUCGACACUUACCGGGGGUAUUUCAUUCCCAAGAACUGUAUAUAUUGUGUAUAAUUUUAGUUUUAGUUUACGCUAGUCAUUUGCCCUAUUUAUCGCUGUAUAUAGUUUGUCUAAAUAUAAAACUAUUAUUUAUAAUUCGUUUCUUAUCGUUUUCGUUUUAUUUUACCUUUAAGCAUGAGUUGGGAUUCUUUUUCGGGACACCAUUUACCCCCAUUUCGACUGGAUCAAAAAAGUUAUAUGUUUUGAUUGAAAGAACUCAAAAUACAAUGGAAACCAAAUUCAAAAAGCAAUAAUUUUUCGAAAAAAAAACAAAAUAAUAUUUUACCUUUAGUAGAUGAAAAAGUUCUAAGAUACCAAUUGUACUGAUUUUGCAACGGUUUGGCCCUUGUGCGCCGAAUGGAAUUUAUUGUUAAUUAUAUAUGUGUAGUUAUAAAUUUUUAAUGGUAAUUGAAUUGCAUUUUAAACUUAUAUAAAUAUUCAUAUUAUUGUUAAAUGUUCAGUAUUCGGAGAAGAGCAGAAAAAAAACCAAAUAUUUAACCACUUUGUGCAAUUUUGCUUAAAUAGAACUAGGAAUUUCUUCACAGUUGUUAACAUUAAUUAGACGAUUUUUUUUUGUUUUUUGGAUAAAGAAGCCCAUCGUGCAUCCACAACCGGCACGUCCUAGGUUUCUCAUGUUAGUCGGGACCAUUUUCGAAAUUAAUCAAAGAUAACAAAGAAAACUCUAGAUUUACACAGAAGGGCUAUAUUUAGGUUCGUGUCAGAGUAGUUUUACAUUAGUUGAACAUGUGAUUUACACAAGGUCCACAAAAAAAUAUAGCAAGCAAAAAAACCUAAAACAAAAAUCGAGAGCAAAUGCAAAACAUUUUUGUUAAUAAAAUAUGUAUAUUAUGCGACGACCUACUGUAUCAAAUAUUGAGGUCGGAUGGAUACGAUUGGAGUUUUGAGAUUUUUAACUAUGAAUGUCAACACAGCUUAGGGCUGCACACUAUACCCAUAAUCUAGAUGUCCAUUAAUUUAAGUAUUAAGUUAAUUAAUACUUCAUUAAGUAUUAUAAUCACCAACAAUUGCAGCAGCACAUUGGAAUUAAUUGGAAAAGUGUUCUGGCCUAUAUCAAGGAACGAGAAUCGGUUGGAACUUUGAAGGAAUCCCCAGCAUCCUUACAUAUGUGUACUAUACCAAUCCUAUACAAAGAAUAGACAAAUUAUAUACAUAUAUAAUAUAUAUAUAUACAUAUAGAUGUAAUUGCAUUUUUGUCUCGUCACCUGCGUAUUAUUCUAGCUCAAAACAUUUAAGAAUAAAUUCGAGCCGAAAAAAUAUUUAGGACAGUGAUAGACCACUCUUGAAUUGCACAGAUUGUACAACAGUUUAUAUAAGGAGAAGCGAAAGUCAGCCAUAAUUUUAAGAAGUGGCCAUGUGGUGAAGGAUAAUCAAUUGAAUGCAUGUUUCAAUUUUCUCACUCCGAUAAUAUGUGUCUAAUGAGUGUAUAAUAAAUGUGAAAAGUUAAAUUUCAA